Hypomesus transpacificus is the source of this 7714-nucleotide messenger RNA. RefSeq names its product eukaryotic translation initiation factor 4 gamma, 3a (gene eif4g3a). The transcript has 35 exons. The record is from RefSeq and is a predicted model, not a curated record. Lineage: Eukaryota; Metazoa; Chordata; Actinopteri; Osmeriformes; Osmeridae. Gene Ontology annotation, cellular component: eukaryotic translation initiation factor 4F complex. The coding region runs from base 603 to 6014 and encodes 1803 amino acids. Gene Ontology annotation, molecular function: protein binding; translation initiation factor activity; mRNA binding.
AUGUGGUUUGCAUUACGACAGUAUUAUUUCUUAAUUAUAAAUGGUGAUACUACCGGUUUCGUUUCUUGUAAAGUAAGUGGAAUGUUAAUUCUUCGCGUCACUUUUGACAUUAAAGUGAAGCAAUGCACGUUCAUGGAAAAUAGUGGUAAACCGAGCCUAUCCGUAAUUGGCCGAGAAUUACCGAAUAGUCUGUCCUGCCGGACUGCUGGAAGCGGCCGCAUCGCCAUGUUGAUGAAGUCUCCCCACUCCGUUAGGAAAAUUAUUAUAGAAUUAUCUUUUGCUGAGAGCAAAUGUUAAAUAACUGAAGGAGGCAAGAUACCGGCAAUAUUCAUUUGAAGAUCUGAACCGAACCGGAUCCGCGGAGGUCCCGGACGGGCAAGGGAGGCAAACCUCCCACCAUGAAUAGCACCACAGAUCCGAACGGCGACUUUCCAUGAAAAAGGCAUUUCUGCUGCUAUACGAGCUAGCGAGCUAUCCCAGUUCGGCAAAGGGGGUUGCGGCCUGCUUCAACAUUUCCAAACGCUUGCUAUAUGUAUGCAAGCUAGACUUUGUUUGCAUCAGUAUUUAUUAGUGUAUUAUUUUCUAUUGUUUAUUUUUUUGCAAUGAGUUUGCCGCCGAAAGUAGUCCCAAAAUCCGCCACUGUCGCAGUAAGUGGAACUGGAACCGGCCCGUCUCCGUCGAGCCAACUGCGGGGUACCCUAACCUCCGUGUCUUUACCGCCGGGAGCCCCGACAGCUCCUCAGCCGACCGCUGUGCCGCCUCCUCAAAUUUUCCUUAACAUGACGCGCCCCAGGCUCUCGCGCGUGCAGCCCUCCCUGGACGACAGGAUCUUCCCCACACAGCCUGGCGUCGCUGCCGUCUACAGCGUACAAAGGCACGCCGGGCCUCCCUACGCCACUCACGACAUCACCAAGGGACACCCCAACUUGGCGGGCACGCCCCCUGGCCACGCCCACUCGCCAGCGCUCUCUCAGGUAUCCGUCCCCACAGCUCCCCAGUAUCGCUACCCUAAGGGCUGGGAGACAGGCGGAGGGUCCCCAUACACCACUGGACAGAAUGCUGGCUCCGCCCCUCUAGUGUACUCUCCCCAGCCGCAGCCAAUGAAUGCACAGCCACAGAGUCGCCCGUUUGCCACGGGCCCUCGACCAACACACCAUCAGGGAGGAUUCAGACCCAUCCAGUUUUUCCAGAGGACCCAGAUGCAGCCGGCACGGCCCCCCAUCCCCACCAACACACAGUCCCUGCGGCCGGGCUCCCAGACCCCGACUGCUGCCGUCUACUCCCCCAGCCAGCCCAUCAUGAUGACCAUGGCCCCCAUGCCCUUCCCCUCCCCACAGGCCGCCCAGUACUACAUCCCACAGUACCGCCACAGUGCUCCCUACGUGGGCCCCCCCCAACAGUACUCGGUCCAGCCCCCGGGAUCUGGAACCUUCUACCCCAGCCCUGGUCCUGGGGAGUACCCCACACCCUACCCUGCCCCCCCAUACUACCCAGGGCAGUCGGUAUACCCUCCCUCGCCCCCCAUCAUAGUGCCUACACCACAGCAACCUCCACCAGCCAAGAGGGAGAAGAAAGCAUUGUCCUCCCAGAUCCGUAUCCGAGACCCCAACCAGGGCGGCAGGGACAUCACGGAGGAGAUCAUGUCCGGGGGGUCAGGGAGCAGGAAUCCAACGCCCCCUGUCGGUCGGCCCUCCUCCACCCCCACCCCACCACAGCAUGCUGGCAGCGGGAGCAACAGCAGCAGGCAGACUCCGGAACAGGGCCAGGGGCUGGCUCACCCGGCGGCCUACAGCCUGGAGCCCCCGCCUCAGACUCAGCCCCAGCCUCAGACCCAGCCUCUACAGCCGCAGCCCCACCAGCAGCAGCUCACCCCGGGGGCUGUAGACAUCAUCAAGCAUGGGCCAGAUGAGAAGCCCCGAGAGGAGGCCUCCGCCCUGACGUCUUCCUCUGCCGUGCCAGAACCCUCACCAGAGAGACGGGAGCCUCCCGUCCCAGACCUCCCUCCCCCCGCAGAGCCCGUGCUUCCCCGCCCCGCCCCUCCGACGGGGGUCCCCGGCCCCUCCCCCCUCCCCUCCACCAGCCCCAGCCCCAGUGAGCUGCCCCCGCCUGUCGAGCCCGUGGCAUCCCCUUCCCCCUCCGUGGUGGAGCCCAAGCUCCAGGCCCCCGCCCAGGCCCAGCCGAUCAGCACAGACAAGCCUCUCCCGGAGGCCCAGCGCACCCUGGCUGCUUCCCCAGCUCCAGCCCCGAGCCUGGCCCCCAAGGCCUUGAAUGGCCUGGUAGACAAUGGCGCCGAGCUGGACACCCCUGCCCGGGAGUCCUCGCCCCAGGCCCCAUCCCUACUCCAGCCCCAGGCCUCAUCUCAGGCCUCCAGAGAGAACGCCACCGAGAGCAGGCCCAGGCCUGCCGAGGUUAGGGCCGAGAUGGCCCCCGUUGCCACGCCUCCUGUCAUGCCAGUGGCGGUCGUACCGGUCGCUCCCACCUCCAGCCCCGCCCCUGUGGUCCCAGCUCCUCCCCCAGGCCUCCCCCCCCUCGUGCAGGCUCCAGUGGAGGCCUGCCAGCCCUCUGACACUAAAGACCCCCCCCAGAAAGCUGGGCCGGGGACAGACACCCCAGCCGAGAGGAGAGCAGAGCCCCAGAUACAAGGCCUCACUAGGAAGAGUCCCACAUCAGGAUCCCAGAUACCUCCUGCUGCACCAAAGACCUGGACAAAGCCAAAUGAAGGGAGCUCUGAAGGAGAGACGCCCCAGAUGGAGAGAGAGGAGGAGGCCACGCCGGUGGAGCAGGCGGCUGGAGACCAGGCUCUGCAGCCAGCCCCUCAGAGCAGCAGCCCUCCGCCCCCAGCGGCCCCGGCGCCAGCCUCAUCCCCAACCCCAGUCUCGGAGGCGGCCCCGGCUCUGGCCCUGGAGGCGGAAGAAGAGCUGGCGUGCGACCCCGAGGAGAACGGCGAGGAACUGGAGCCUCUGAGGAACGGAGCGGGACACCCCUGGGAGACGGAGAGCAGCGACAGCGGGGCGACCCCGGGGGACAAGGAGGGGCCCUUGGGGGGGAGCCCAGAACUCUUCCAGGAGGAUCUGGAAGCUAACGGGAAGCGCCAGUAUAACCGGGACUUCCUGCUGGGUUUCCAGUUCAAGCCUGCAUGUGUGCUGAAGCCGGAGGGUCUCCCUCCCAUCAGUGACGUGGUGCUGGACAAGAUCAACCAGAACAAGCUCCCUAGCCGUGCUCCAGACUCCAGGGUGAUCUCCAGAGGCCCCGACUUCACGCCCGCCUUCGCUGACUUUGGCAGACAGAUGACUGGGGGACGCGGCACUGCAUUGAUGAACAUGGGAGGAGCCCGGCGACCCCCGCCCAGGAAGAUCAUCAUGAACGUGUCUGUGAACGACGAGGUCCAGCUGAAGAAGGCCGAGCACGCCUGGAAGCCCGGCAUGAAGAGAGAGGGGCCUUCAGACGAUCCGGAGAUCAUCAAAACACAGGAGCUGUUCAGGAAGGUGCGGAGCAUCCUCAACAAGCUCACCCCCCAGAUGUUCAACCAGCUGAUGAAGCAGGUGACCGACCUGACCAUCGACACAGAGGAGAGGCUGAAGGGCGUCAUCGACCUGGUCUUCGAGAAGGCCAUCGACGAGCCCAGCUUCUCCGUCGCCUAUGGCAACAUGUGCCGCUGUCUGGCCACGCUCAAAGUGACAAUGACAGACAAGCCCAGCACCACGGUGAACUUCCGCAAGCUGCUGCUGAACCGCUGUCAGAAGGAGUUUGAGCGGGACAAGGUGGACGAUGUGGUGUUUGAGAGGAAGCAGAAGGAGCUGGACUCUUCUGCAUCGUCGGAGCGCGAGCGUCUGCAGGAGGAGCUGGAGGAGGCCAAGGACAAGGCCCGCCGGCGCUCCAUAGGGAACAUCAAGUUCAUCGGGGAGCUGUUCAAGCUGAAGAUGCUGACGGAGGCCAUCAUGCACGACUGCGUGGUCAAGCUGCUGAAGAACCACGACCAGGAGUCCCUGGAGUGCCUCUGCAGGCUGCUCACCACCAUCGGCAAGGACCUGGACUUCGAGAAGGCCAAGCCCCGCAUGGAUCAGUAUUUCAAUCAGAUGGAGAAAAUUGUAAAAGAGCGGAAGACAUCUUCUAGGAUACGGUUUAUGCUUCAGGAUAUAAUAGACCUUCGAUUGCACAACUGGGUGUCGAGACGAGCCGACCAGGGUCCCAAGACCAUCGAGCAGAUCCACAAGGAGGCCAAGAUCGAGGAGCAGGAGGAGCAGAGGAAGGUGCACCAGCAGCUGCUCUCCAAGGACAGCAAGAGACGGCCAGAGCCCAGAGAGCAGAGGGUGCAGCAGAGGGAGGAGACCUGGAACACUGUGCCCGUCACCAAGAACAGCAGAACCAUCGACCCCACCAAGAUCCCCAAGAUCUCCAAGCCCCAGGUGGAUGAGAAGAUCCAGCUGGGUCCUAGAGCCCAGCUCAACUGGAUGAAGGGCAGCAGUGGAGGAGCCAAGGCCAGCGACUCAGAGUUGUCCAGGACCGGUGGCAGCAGUCUGAACCGCUACUCUGCCCUCCAGUCCAACCCUGCUGCCCAGACCAGCCCCCCCGCUGGCCAGCCCGGCACGCCCCCUGUCCAGGCCCCAGAGUACGAGGCCAGGAGAGUCCUGGGAAGUCGCGGCAGCGGGGGCAGGGAGCGCAGUGAGAAGCCGGCGAGCUCAGGCCUGGUGCUGCGGCCCGGAGCCCUGCUGAGGAGAGGGAGCUCCAAGGAGCUGCUGGAGGGCGCCGCCCCAGAGGAGCCCCGCAGGGACAGGGAGCGGGAGGCCACCGAGGGCCCCCAGAGACCCAGCGUCAGCGAGGACAAGACGGAGGCUGAGCGCAGCAGAGCCAGGGAGCCUGUGAUAGAAGAGCUGGUGGUGGCCCAGAGCCCAGACAGACCCGCUCUCUCUGAGGAGGACAUGGAGAGGAAGUCCAAGUCCAUCAUCGAUGAGUUCCUUCACAUCAACGAUUACAAGGAAGCCAUCCAAUGUGUGGACGAGCUGGACCUGCCAGACCAGCUCCAUGUGUUUGUGCGUGUGGGGGUGGAGUCCACCCUGGAGCGCAGCCAGAUCACCCGGGACCACAUGGGCCAGCUGCUGUCCCAGCUGCUCAAGCAGGGCCUGCUGCCCAAGGCCCAGCUCCUGCAGGGGUUCGCAGACACCCUGGAGAUGGCUGACGACAUGGCCAUAGACAUUCCCCACAUCUGGCUGUACCUGGCAGAGCUGCUCAGCCCCUUGCUGAGGGACGGGGGCUUCUCUAUGAGAGAGCUCUUAAGUGAAUUAAGCAAACCUUUGCUUCCUGUGGGAAGAGCUGGGAUCCUAUUUUCUGAAAUACUGCACAUACUAUGCAAACAAAUGAGCCAUAGGAAGGUGGGCGGGCUGUGGAGGGAGGCUGGCCUCAGCUGGAGCCACUUCCUGCCUGAGGACGAGGACGUCCAGACCUUCAUCUCAGAGCAGAAGCUCCAGUUCACUGUGUCGGAGGGCUCGGCCUCAGAGGCAGGCCAGAGUAAGAGGCCCCUGGGCCCUGAGGAGCUGAGGGGUCAGCUGGAGAGACUGCUGCUGGAGGACAUGGCCAGUGACGAGCAGAUCUUCGACUGGGUAGAGGCUAAUCUGGAUGAUUCUCAGAUGAGUUCGUCUCCAUUCCUGAGGGCUCUCAUGACGGCUGUGUGUAAAGCAGCGGUCAAAGAUGACAGCCCGUCCUGUCGAGUGGACACAGUCAUCAUUCGUCGGAGACUGCCUGUGUUACUCAAGUACCUUAACUCAGACACUGAGAGACAGCUGCAAGCACUUUAUGCACUUCAAGCUCUGAUCGUCACCCUGGAUCAGCCCCCCAACCUCCUCCGGAUGUUCUUCGACUGUCUGUAUGACGAGGACGUGAUCUCAGAGGACGCGUUCUACAAGUGGGAGUCGAGCAAGGACCCGGCAGAACAGCUGGGCAAGGGCGUGGCUCUCAAGUCUGUCACCGCCUUCUUCACCUGGCUGAGGGAGGCGGAGGAGGAGUCGGAGGACAACUGACAAGGGAGCAGGCAGCCAAUGGGAACCCAGGACACGAGGCCAGCUGUCGCUACGUAGAAUAACCUGCACCCUCUUCCUCACAGCAGAACAAACGGCCGUUUCAAAAUGUGCGCGGCGGGCAGAACGGCUUGGUUACGGCUGGAAUUUUUUCUCGCGGUACAGUUCUGAGAAAUGCCGCCAUUUUGAGUUUUAAUUCCAAUGGCGGAAGCACUAAAUACAUGUAUUAUACAUAGAAAAUAUUUUUGUUUUAAAUUUUAACUUACUUUUCUUUUGUUACUUUUUAAGAAGAGACUUAAAGAUACAUAGGUUCCGGACUCUUUAAUUUAUUAUUUUUUUAAGAACUGCAAAUACGGAAGUUUAUUUAACAUUUGCAGAGGCUCACAGUGAGGAGAACAUUGAUGGCGAUAGAAAUAACAAUAUUAUUAAUUAUAAUAACAAUAAUAAUAAUAAUAAUUGUGAAAUAAAUAGCCUCCCUUGAUUCCAAGAUGUUUGGUUGAAAACAGGGUAAAACAAAGUGAUUUUGGAAUGAAGGGGAAGGCAAAGAGACCAGUGGACGAUGCACACGGACAACAGGCGUCACUUGAUGAUGUCGGAGGUCAAAGGUUAUUAUUGAGUAACCCCAGGAAGUGAUCCCUCUAAACAGGAAGUCAUUCCUCUGCUUUGGCUUGCUCUACGUGAUAUGUACAUACGCCUCAGGAGAAAGAGAGAGAGGCAGAGGUAUGUAUUCAAGAAGCAAUGUACAUCAGUCCACUAAAGAACUCUAAAUGAACAUGAAUAAACCACAAAUGACGACGAACAAUAGAUACAUUCACAUGGAAAUGAGCAAAAUGCAAGUUAAAAAAAGCAAAAUGCCAGGGUUGCUGAACAUGAAGUGCUUGUAAUACUUCAAACCUACAGAGCAAAUUAAAAGCUUGUAAAUACAUUAAAGACAAAAAAGGUAUUUAAAAAAAACACAGAAUGCAGUGGUUGUUAUUUUAAGAGGGCUGGGGUUUUUUAUAUGAUGCCAGAUGAAACUUUUAAUCUUUUGUUUUCAUAUUUGUAGCUUUGUGCCAAACUAAGAAAGAACACGGUUCAACCUCGGGUGCAUUUGUGGAGUAGCGUGUCGGUUGGCAUGUGGUUUUAGCGGAGCUGAGAUGUAAAAGCAGUGUGGGAACCCCUUUACCUUGGCUGGUUGGAAUAGCUCGUCCAGAGUAUAAGAUCAGAAGGAGUCAGGCUUUACAGGGCUCAUCUAGAAUGACAAAGGAGCAGAGGAUUUCACAUGGGGAGGUUUAAUACCGAGCUCUGUUAUCUCUGAAGACUGUUCACAUUGCUUUGGAUAACAGCAUUUCCUUACUGAGCAACAUGUUUCAAAUGGAACAGGAGUCUGUUCAGGAGCCGAGGAGAGUGCGGAGGGAGGAGCUUUGUUUAGGACUACCUCUAAAAUGAUCUCCUAAGAUUCUAUCUUCCUACUCACUUUAGGAUUGAAAAUACAGGAGUGAUGAAACCCUUUUUUGCUCUGUUUGACAUCCCAUCAUUUCAGAUCUGUAUGUUCGCAAGGGGUGUUUCCAAGCGUUUGAAUUGAGGGCAUGAAUGAAUUGCAGACACUUGUGUGGAGCAGCCUUGAUGGAACCCUAUCAUCAACAAUAACAACCAUUCCCAUCCAGUAGUGCUUACAGUAACCUGGACUGUGUUUUUAUUACUUGUUAAGAGGUGUAUAUUGU